Molecule: messenger RNA, 960 nt
Organism: Penaeus indicus
Lineage: Eukaryota; Metazoa; Arthropoda; Malacostraca; Decapoda; Penaeidae
Exons: 5
Coding region: 173-826 (217 amino acids)
Molecular function (GO): N-acetyltransferase activity
Source: RefSeq, a predicted model, not a curated record
AAAAGAGGAAUGCGUCCAAUGACUUGAAAGUUAGUGCGACUACUGAAUCGACCCUCGUAGGGACUGUGUUUCUAUUCUUCAGAGAAAGAAACUACGUGCUGCUGACGGAUAAAACGUGACAAGGGACAUAACAGUGACGACCUCUCGGACGACCUCCCAGACCCGGCCGAGAAUGACGACCACUUACGCUGACUUGGAGUUCCUGGUCCUGAGGGAGGAACAUCUCGAGGACGUCAUAUGCUUCGCCAAGCAACAUUACUUCCCACGGGAACCGCUCUGUUCGGGCCUCUCGGUGGGCGCCGUGGACCCGCGGGAAGGAACGAGGAUGGGGGACGACAUCCGGAAGUGCCUCACUUCCGGUAUGUCGAUCGGUGCCUUUGACAGGACGUCGCGUGACCUGGUCGGAAUAAGGCUCGCCUACACAUGCACGAAGGGCGACGAGGCGAGCGAGGGUGAUGCGGGUCCCUCGCCGGCUUGCGAACUGGAAGCGAUGUACAAGCGGGACGACCUCGUGUGGGACUCCGUAGAGUUGUUUGACGCCCCCGGGGUAGAGAAGAUCCUGGUGAUGUUCUUCGUGGGCGUGAGGAGCGACUACGGGCAGCGGGGAAUCGCCAAGAAGAUGGUGGAGCUGACCUUCGAAAGGGGAAGGGCCGCGGGCUGUCACGAGGCGCGCGUCAUCGCCAGCAACGUCUUCACCCAGGCCCUGUUCUCCAAGUUAGGCUUCACGACCCGCUUUACCCUCGACCUGACCUCUGACCCUGACAUCGACGUGGCGGCCAUGGGGAACACCACCAAAUCUUGCCUUAUGAGUAUGAAGAUCUCGUGACGGAUAAGGUGCGAUGAGAACCAGGCGACUUUUAUGAAAGGGGCUAAGAAGAUAUAUGUUAAUAAAGGAGAUAAUGCUGUGUAGUAAUAUGAAUAUUAAUAAGGAAUAAAAUAAAAUUCAUGUCUCAGAAAAUA